GCGGAUAACCAGUUGCUGACAUAUCUUUCCAAGAUUUUGGAACAGAAGGAGAGGAGGGAAAGGGGACGGAAAUUCUCGGCACUUUUGUAAAUGGGGAUGAUUAUAGCCUCUUUCCGCAAGUCGGAAAAGGAUUUUGUUGAAGACCAUCGUAGCCAGAGCCGACAUUGGCAUCAAGUUUGCUAAUGAGGUACUCAAUAAUGAGAGGGGUAAGAAGGGGAAUGGUAGGCGAUGCGGGGUAGACUAUAUCCAUUAGUGGGUGGGAUGAGGACGAAGGAGCGGGAACAUAGACUGCAGAAAAGUAGCGGCAGAGUACAUCACAAAAAAAUUUUGGGGAGUUAGCUGAGGAGGCAGAGAAUUUAAUGGACGGAGGGGAUAGCUAGACAGAACAACGGGGGUUGCGAAUGUGGGACUACAAGAAGGUUUGAGAUUUCUGCGCUUUAGUGAGUCACUGUUGACCGAGGAACGCAGAGUUUUGAAAAAAAGUAAGUCAGCAUAGGUUCUAGAAGACUGAAAUUUCUUCCCGCAGUGCGUUUUUGACGAAGUUCUUUGUGGACUUCAGUGGUGAACCAGACGGGGUAAGAGCGUAAAUACUUAGGAAAUGAGGAAAUGUAACAGGGAAGCAGAUCAAAUUAAAUGAUAUAGAAGGUGUUGAGUGCUUGAUCAUACAUUAAUGGAAAGAGGAGGGGAACCCAGUUGAUUGCUGUCGGGACUGAGUUCAGACGUUCGAAGUUCGCUUUACGAAAGUUGAAUUUGGUACGUUUGCGCGCGACAGGAGGGUGGAGACGGGAUAUCUGAGCACUGAACUCAAAGCAGGAUAAUGGGCGUCAAGGGCAACGUAAGGCAGGUUAUGAGGGGAUUGGGAAAGGUAACGCAAAGGAAAGUUAGAGAGGAUAAGGUCAAGAGUGCGAUCUCAAUGGUUUCUAGAAAGUUUAAAUAGGAGGGUGGCGCAGGUGCACACGAAAGUGGAUAAAGGAAGGGAAGGCUGGGUGGGGUUAUUGGGGGGGAGGGAAAGCCAGGAGAACAUAGGAAGAUUAAAGUCGCCACAGGGGAUGAAAGGAAGCGAGGGGAACAAAACGAAUAGGAUAAUUUGUCGAAGAAAUGGGAGAUUAAUAGCUCAGAGACGAAAUAAGGUUCGGCAAUUCGUAGAGAUUACGUAGGAUUUCAUAGAUUAUGUCCUACAUCGAGUUCAAAAGUUGGUUAUAAUGAUUAGGAAUGGUGAACGGCAUAACACUAUUUUUGUAGAGAAAAUAAACGGUGCCCAGGAUGGAAUUAUUCGGGUUUUCGAAAAAAUGUCAGUCCCAUUCCCAAAGCUGUAAAAAUUACACAUUUUCACGCCCUAUGUCAUCUGCUGAUUGACAGGUACGUUGAUUAACGUUACAAUGAAGCAUAGCUGUCAAUAUAAUUAAUUUACAAUGCCGUUUAGUAGUAAAUCAGCUUCUCAUAUCAAUGGCGCCCUCCGCUCUGUGGCGGAGCGAGCAAUUUGCGUAUUGUCCUAAUAUCCUAAUAAAAUUAAAAUUAAAAAAAAAAAAAAUUUAAAAAGCUUGUAGUAUCUUGUAUCCUACUUUCAGUCUCUAUUACAAACAAAAGUUAAAUGAAUUUACACUUCCUUGGCAAACUGUAAUAAUUUCUAUUUUUGUUUGCGGUUGAAAUUGAAUAAGAAAGUUGCAUUUUAUGUAACUCAAUGGGCUGCACAUAUGGCAUUAUUGCAAUUCCACCCCCUUUUCUGCUUUGAUAGAAGUGUGAGCCUCCUUCAUCUAUGUUAUAUAAAGCGAGCCAUUGCGGCAUGAGCCUCAUUCGAAGAGUUGCAAGUGAAGUGAUUCUCAGAGCGAAAUUGAGCCAAGACUUGGAAGACAAACCAACAAAGUCCAAUCUGGAAAAUGGAAUCUUGGAAAAGGAUGAACUCAUAUGACGCAUUCAGCAGUUUGUGGGUUGCAUGGAAGUUUCAAGGACUUUAUACUGUGGAAAGCUACCGAUUUUAUCAUACUAUCCACAUGGCCAUGAUUUUUAUCGUUAUCAAUAUUACCAGCUCAGUCAUGUUUAUUGGGCAAUUAUUCUUCGUUGAGAGCUUGAAGGAUUUGCUCAGCAAUCUAAUCAUGGGAAUAUGCGUGAUCAUUUGUGGAUACAAGUACUUCGUGAUUUUGAUGAUGCGUCCUCAUCUGAUUAGGAUCCGGGGUGUCUUGGAGCAAUUGGAUGCACGUCCAACAACCGAGACACAGCGAAGUUACAUGAAAAUAAUUUGUAAAAGAUGCAACAAUAUGACCUGGAUUGUGCUCUUAUGCUAUCUGGCUGUGAAUGCCCUAUUUGAGAUCAGCGCGGCUUUGUCUCAUCGUGAAUAUUUGGCUUUCCCGGUUUGGGUGCCUUAUGAUUGGACCAAGAGUGCAACUCUUUACUGGAUGACUUGGUUGUACCAAGUAAUCGCUCAGUUCACCCUUUGCGUUCAGCAAGCUGCGAAUGACAUAACUGGGCCCGCUUAUUUGUACGUCUUGAAUACACAUCUUCGAAUUACCAUGGAACGAAUUGAGAGUAUCAAGCCUGAUCCCAAGAAAUCUGAUUCGGAAAACUGUAAAGAACUCAUUGAUUGUAUUGAGGAUCAUCGCCUUAUUAUGAAUGUAUUCGACAUUCUCCAAGGAACGGUAUCCUAUACAAUAUUCCUCCAAUUCAUCGGAACGGCUCUUGUGUUUUGCAUGAAUACCUUACUAUACUUUCUUUACCCAUUGUCCCUUACAGAGGUUCUAACAGUUAUGUUAUUCCUUGUUGCGGAAAUACUUCAGAUAUUACCGUGUUGCUAUUUUUCCAACAAAUUCAUGUCGUCAACAGAUGAAUUCGUGAAUGGUAUCUAUUCAACCGAUUGGACAGGCCAAAGCCCUAAAUUCAAAAAAAUGAUGAUCAUCUUCAUGCAGAUGACUCAACAAACUAAGGUGAUUAUCGCUGGAAAAAUCAUACCAGUUACACUGGCUACUUUUGUUUCGAUCAUGAAGAUAUCUUAUUCAAUGUUUACAGUUGCUAGUCAGUUCCAGUAAAUUGAUUCAAAGUUAUACAAUAAAUGGAGCUCGUUCUACUUAGCGACAUCUAGUUGUCGAUUUUCAAACUUCACAGUUUAAACACAGUUAAUUGCACAGAAUAAAUCAAUAUUUGUUAUGUUCAACGGCACUCGCAAUAAAAUCAUUGCUACGAGCUAUGGAAGUAUGUUGUAUUGAUCCGUAACAGGUUUUAAAAAUUCAAAUGUGUUGCAAAUUAGUUUUCUGUAGUUGAUGACACAGGACAGAAAUGUUGGCAAUGGAUAUCAAUAAAUAAUAUUUUCAUUGUUC
Molecule: messenger RNA, 3308 nt
Organism: Hermetia illucens (black soldier fly)
Lineage: Eukaryota; Metazoa; Arthropoda; Insecta; Diptera; Stratiomyidae
Product: odorant receptor 33a-like
Exons: 3
Coding region: 1878-3020 (380 amino acids)
Biological process (GO): sensory perception of smell; detection of chemical stimulus involved in sensory perception of smell
Cellular component (GO): plasma membrane
Molecular function (GO): olfactory receptor activity; odorant binding
Source: RefSeq, a predicted model, not a curated record